Molecule: messenger RNA, 411 nt
Organism: Rasamsonia emersonii CBS 393.64
Lineage: Eukaryota; Fungi; Ascomycota; Eurotiomycetes; Eurotiales; Trichocomaceae
Product: histone H3
Exons: 3
Coding region: 1-411 (136 amino acids)
Biological process (GO): rRNA transcription
Cellular component (GO): nucleosome
Molecular function (GO): structural constituent of chromatin; protein heterodimerization activity; DNA binding
Source: RefSeq, a predicted model, not a curated record
AUGGCUCGUACCAAGCAGACAGCCCGUAAAUCCACUGGUGGCAAGGCCCCCCGUAAGCAGCUCGCCUCUAAGGCCGCUCGUAAGGCUGCUCCCUCCACUGGAGGUGUCAAGAAGCCUCACCGCUACAAGCCUGGUACCGUCGCUCUGCGUGAAAUCCGUCGCUACCAGAAGUCCACUGAGCUUCUGAUCCGCAAGCUUCCUUUCCAGCGUCUGGUCCGUGAAAUUGCUCAGGACUUCAAGUCGGACCUGCGCUUCCAGUCCUCUGCCAUCGGUGCUCUUCAAGAGUCCGUUGAGGCUUACCUCGUCUCCCUCUUCGAGGACACCAACCUGUGCGCCAUCCACGCCAAGCGUGUCACCAUCCAGUCCAAGGAUAUUCAGCUUGCCCGCCGUCUCCGUGGUGAGCGCUCGUAA